GCCCCAUUGGCUCCCCUCCUCCCCCGCGCACGCGCGCCCCGCAGCUUCCCUCGUUCGCCACGCAGCUUUGUACAGUUCGUACGUGAGUUGCUUGGGCGGCGGCGGCGGCCGGGUUAAAUUCAACCGGAGGAUUCGCGCGGUUGAGCGAGUUGUUGGAAUGGAUGCGGCGGAUAGUGGGGGCCGGCGCGAGCGGAGAUGGAAGGGGAAGGCCGCGAGCUCGGCGGCGGAGAAGCAGCAGCAGCUGGCGCCGGUUUUAGAAGACGCGCCGGCGGCUGCAUUGCUCCCGCCACUGAAGAAGAUGCGGAGCCCCGACUGCCGCCUCCGCCGCUCCGUGUCCUCGCUGUCGUCGGCUCCCGCUUCCCCUGACUCCUCCUCUGUUUCCAACCCCCUCUCGCCGCCCGCGACGUCCUUGCCGCCCUACGCGUCGUCGACGCGGCAGAUAUUCCCGUUCGCGUACGAUCCGUCCCCCGCGGCGGCCCCGAGGCUCCUGCAGCUGUUGCGGUACUCCUCCAGCUUGUACCAACAGCCGAUGCUGCCGCAGCAGCUCCAGCAGCAGCAGCACACACCUUCGCAGCAUCCGCAGAUGAUAUCCUUCGGCGAUGCCCAGCAGCAGCAGCAGUUCGAGGCGGCGGCCGCCUUGAUCCCGCCGCAGUACAUGGCGCCGGAGGCGCUACGCUACUGGAGCGCGGCCCUGAACCUGAGCCCGCGAGGCGUGCUUGGCGGGGUCGUGCCGCCGGCGCUGUACCAGCACCUGCUGCGGCCGCCUGGCCCGGCCAAGCUGUACCGCGGCGUGCGCCAGCGUCACUGGGGGAAGUGGGUGGCGGAGAUCCGCCUGCCGCGGAACCGCACGCGCCUGUGGCUCGGCACCUUCGACACCGCCGAGGACGCCGCCAUGGCGUACGAUCGCGAAGCCUUCAAGCUGCGCGGCGAGAACGCGCGGCUCAACUUCCCUGACCUCUUCCUCGGCAAAGGCCGCUCGGGCGGCAGCGGCCGCACCAGCGCCAGCGCCGCGGCGUCGGCUUCCUCCUCCUCCACGUCCGCUCCGCCGACGCCGGACGAAACCCAUGCGCAGCAAGCUCAGCUGCUGCACCAGCGUGAACAGCAGCAACAGCACACGGACGAGCAAGCGAACAUUGGACAGAAACCUCUGCUCUCCGCAGCAGAGCAGGACGUCCUCCCGGAACCAGAGCAAAAUCCUGAACUCCAGAAUGCAGAGCAACAAUGCAGCGACGGCAGCACGGCCAUGAUGCAGCAGGCUCCAGUGACCCCCGGCGGCCUCUGGGGCCCCGCCGACGACGCAUGGUUCAGCGCGUGGGGCCCGGGCAGCUCUGUCUGGGACUACGACAUGGACAGCGCUCAUGGCCUCUUACUCCAGUCUCGCUUCGCCGGUGAUCAGGCCGGCAUGGAUUACGUCCCCACUGCGCCGGAAGCCCACGUGGCACCGGCGGCAGGGACAGGCACGGCCUGUGCCGCUCCCCCUUCUCCUGUUCCUCCCCGUCCUCCCUUCAUGUGGAAGGACUAGACACGCAUACCCAUCUCUGAACAUCUCACACACAGAACCUACCUACGCUGUGAGAUGCACACAGGCUGCAGAUUUUUAACAGAUAGCUUGUGGCAUCAUCACAUCGCAGGAACAUCUCACAAUCUUUUCUUUUCUCUCUGAUCGAUUUUCUCCUGAAAAUCGCAAGGAAGCCCCCAGCUGCAUUUUAUAGGCUGGGACAAAGAUGGGCUAUAUUUGAUUCUCCAUCCUUGUAGAUCCUUCCGUGAUGAUUCUAAGAUGAGUUUUAGACAUUAGAUAGCUAGUGCUCAUCAGUUGUUUCCUGCAUCUUUAGUUGUGUUGUGUAUGGCUUUAGGGUUCCUAAUAAAGGUUCUGGAAGAGGAGACGAUUUUUAUGCUCUCCUCUUGUUCUUACCUGAAUAAUUGUGUUUUCUGCAGUAUUUUUGAACCAUAUAUGUGGGUGCCACAUCUGCCAUGCAAGUCAUAUGUAUUGUUAGUUUCA
This is a messenger RNA of Triticum dicoccoides, 1999 nucleotides long. RefSeq names its product ethylene-responsive transcription factor ERF054-like. Gene Ontology annotation, molecular function: DNA binding; DNA-binding transcription factor activity. Gene Ontology annotation, cellular component: nucleus. The coding region runs from base 158 to 1522 and encodes 454 amino acids. Gene Ontology annotation, biological process: regulation of DNA-templated transcription. NCBI's taxonomy places the organism in Eukaryota, Viridiplantae, Streptophyta, Magnoliopsida, Poales, Poaceae. The transcript has a single exon. The record is from RefSeq and is a predicted model, not a curated record.